AAAAAAGGGGGCCCUUUUCUCCUUUUUUUUUCUUUUUUAUAUUCAAAUGAGUCUUGAUAACAUGCAACAACAACAACAAGUAGAUGAAGAGGAAGUGUUUUAUACUCCACCUAAUUCACCCAUUCUGAAUGGUCAAUCAACUUCUACGGUCUCGGACAUAUCAAAGCUGAGCUUUGUCACCUUGAAUGAAGCAAUCACAGCAAAGAGUCUCUCUAUUGCGAUUAAAAGUGAGACAUCUUUGUCACGCUAUUAUGAUUCAAGGGUCAAAGCAAGAACUUUUGAAGCAUAUGUUUGGGACUAUAAAAAGGUUGAUCAUUUGAAUGUUCGUGAAGGUGAAUCUUAUCCCCUCUUUUCACCAGAGUGGUAUGCACUCAAAAGACGAGAGUUUUUUAAAAAUAUCAUGGUGCGACAUGGUGACCAUUGUAUUGAAUGCGGCGUUCUAAUGGUUAAAAGUCGGGAGAGAAACCUUCAAUCUUACAAAGAACCAUCUACCCAAAGACGUAGAGGUCCACUCUGCUUGGCAUGUCAUCGGUAAAAAAAAAAAAAAAAAAA
Molecule: messenger RNA, 552 nt
Organism: Rhizopus microsporus ATCC 52813
Lineage: Eukaryota; Fungi; Mucoromycota; Mucoromycetes; Mucorales; Rhizopodaceae
Exons: 2
Coding region: 47-535 (162 amino acids)
Source: RefSeq, a predicted model, not a curated record